Vanessa atalanta (red admiral) is the source of this 2052-nucleotide messenger RNA. Its product is annotated as dynein beta chain, ciliary-like. Lineage: Eukaryota; Metazoa; Arthropoda; Insecta; Lepidoptera; Nymphalidae. The record is from RefSeq and is a predicted model, not a curated record. The transcript has 14 exons. The coding region runs from base 1 to 2052 and encodes 683 amino acids.
AUGAUUUACUUUUUACGAAAUGUAGACGACAAAAUAACGCAGACGAACUUCCGGAAGGCUCUUACAAUAGGUGAAAUAUCUGGCAAUGUCCUUAUGGAUCUGAGCGUGAUGGCCGACGAAGUGAUCGGUCCUCUGCUCUGUAAUCCUGAAAACCAGAAAGGAUGGCCUAAGAUAGUGCAGAAUGACAUGAAAAGACACGUCAACGAACUGAGGAAUUUGAUGCAUCAACUUAAAGGAGAAAUGUCUAGCCAAAUAAUGCUUCCGAUGCCCGAAGGUGUCGAAAAUAUAUACCAUGCAGAAGCUAGAUUAAAGGAAAGUGAUUCAGAAGAUGUCGACUUAUAUUUGAAGACUAACAUUGAAGGAGCCAUCAUUAAAUGGGCGCAGCAAAUUUACGAUUUGUUGCAAGAAGAUUCUUAUAUUGCGUUUAAGAGAACAAAGUUCCCUCUACCAAUAUCAGAUAUAGAGUUCUAUACGCAUAGACUUCGGAACUUGGAAGGCAUAUACUCGCAACUGCGAGACCCUCGUGUUAAACGAAUGGCACACUAUUUGGAGUCUACUCGCAGCGUAUACCUUGCUUGUUUCAAAUCAAUGCUCACUAAUGUAGUAGCCGCACUGUUACGUGAAGUAUGUAAUCUAGUAAUCCAACAAUGUACGAAUUCAGUAGACCCCAUGUCAAUAUUUCAAGGGGAUGCGGACGAACAGUUGAUAAAAUUGAGAAAGGCAAUGGGUGUUCUUAACCAUUUUAUCGAUACCUAUGAAAUGAACCGUGAUAAAGUUCAUACAUUCUUUCCACCGGGCGUGAUGCCCGUGCGAUGGUCCUUCGAUUUCGAUCGUGUCUUCAUGCGCUUUAACACCUUCAUGAAGAGACUAAAGAUGAUCGAUAAUAUUGUAGAGGCUACGGUCGAAAUACUUAAAUUGGAGAAAGUAGAGUUUUCAGGUCUCAGAGGCAAGAUAUUAAGUACGGAGUGUAUAAAGGUAUUGGAAGAAUACACAUUGAUUUAUCAAAAUCUUGGCAAUAUUACCUACGAUCCUGCGGAUCCUGAAGAUACGAGAUUUUUAUCGGAUUAUGAUAAGCAUAUGGCGGUAUUAGAGGACGUUGAUAGAAGACUCGCUUCACUAUUCUCGCAGGGUUUGGACGAAUGCCAUGAUUUGGAACAUUUCUUUAAGUUUUUCCAAAUCAUAGGAGAUCUAUACCAUCGGCCUAUUAUUAAAAAUGAAUUAAAACCUAAAGUGGCUAAGUUACUAGAUUUUAUGCAUUCUAACCUUGAUGCAGUUAAAGAAAUAUUUGAUGAAGAAAUGGCGAAAUUGAAUCCUAAAGGUGUAGAGAGACCCAUGGUAGAUCCUUAUUUGCCUCCUUAUGAUAUGAAUCGUCUCAACCGUGCCAUUUCGUGGUACAAUGCAAUACGAGAGGGAAGCCAUGAAACAGAGGUAGCUCUGAUUGAAAAAGAAAUAUCGGCUAUCGAUCAUCUUCUUGGUAGAGGCGUGGAAGAGCUUACCUGGAAUGAUGAUUUCACAGAAUGGAUGGCAGAAGUUUAUGCAGCAAUAAAUACGCUGCAAGAAAGAGUACUGACAGCUCAAAAUAAUGUGAGACGUGGUCUCUCCAACAUAGCAGCUUGGGGUGAUAAGCCGCUUCAUAACCGUAAAGAUAAUCCAGAAAAGCUAGAACUUCUGGCUGUUAAUGAACGUCACCCAAGACUAGUUGCACGUCGAAACAAGAUUCUUCAAAGUCACGCCGAAUUUCUACAUAUAUUGAAAGAUAACUAUAAAUUAUUUUUCAAUAUCAAAGAAGACGAAGAGUCAGAUGAUGAAGAGGAGGAAUUAGAAGAAGUAGAUGAGUCGACUAUGGAUGAAGACGAACGGCUUGCUCGGGCUCAAAAACUACAAGCAAUUAUGGAGCAAUGGGAGGCUAAACGUAUUGCGAGGGAGGAGAGGGAGAGAGAAAGGGCAGAAAUAGCUCAGGCUAAAUUCGAGCGAAGAGAGGCACGACGUCUUAAAAGAGAAGCUAAAGAAGCCGAAAAACGGGAGAGACAGGCACGUCGUGAUGAGGGUUAG